AUGGCUGCUCAAGGUGCUGGAGAGCAUGUUUAUGCUACGCUUCUUCUGAGCGAUUCCUAUCUUCCUGGCGCACUCGUUCUCGCUCACUCUCUUCGCGAUGCAGGAGCCAGUCGCAAGCUAGCAGUAUUGGUCACACUCGAUACCGUGUCCGCUGACUCCAUUACGCAGCUCAAGAGGGUCUACGACUACAUCUUCCCUGUGCCGCGCAUUCGUAAUGACCACCCGGCCAAUCUGUACCUAAUGAACCGUGGCGACCUGCAUUCAGCGUUUACCAAGAUCAAUCUAUGGAGUCUCACACAGUUUUCCAAGGUUGUCUACAUCGACGCUGAUGUGGUAGCAUAUCGAGCUCCUGACGAGCUUUUCGACACGCCCCAUCCAUUCGCAGCUGCCCCGGACAUCGGCUGGCCAGAUCUUUUCAACACUGGCGUCAUGGUUCUGGAACCCAAUAUGGGCGACUACUACGCUAUGAUUGCCAUGGCUGAGAGGGGAAUUUCGUUUGAUGGCGCCGACCAAGGCCUCAUCAACAUGCAUUUUGGUCAACGGUAUCAUCGAUUGAGCUUCACUUACAACGUCACACCAUCUGCACACUACCAAUACGUCCCGGCGUAUCGACACUUCCAAUCAAGUAUUAAUAUGGUGCAUUUCAUCGGAUCCAACAAGCCAUGGUUCACUGGUCGAGAUGCCCCUUCUGGCAAUAACCCCUUCAGUGAGAUGAUAGGCCGAUGGUGGGCAGUCUACGAUAGGCAUUACCGACAUCAAGAAUCUUCUGGCAAUGCUUCUUCACCUACUCCAUAUGUCCAAUAUUUCACAAAGGGAGAAUGGCACCCUCAGCUGGUCCACGCGCAGUCUUCUACCAGUGAACACCACCGCUCCGUUUCAGCUGAGGGAACGCAUCAUUCAGCUCCAGCUCACGAACACCAUGCAUCUUGGGAGGAGCAAGGCUCAGGACACCAUCAAUCAGAAGGAUCUGGGCCCCAUGAAGGAUCGCACCAUGAUGGCAGAUAUCAUGAUGGGUCAGAUUCUGGUUCGGCUCAUCAUGAUCACCAUCCUGCACCUCCUAGUGGUCGGCCGGUCUCUAUUCCUGGGCAUCACCAUGAACAGCAUCACGGACAACACGCUUCUGAACAUCAGCACCAUCACCACGAAGAACCAAAGAACGAGCCACCCCAGAUUACAAUGCAUGAUUGGGAUGCUCAGAGACAUCCUCCUCCUGCUGAUUCGAAACCCGAGGCUAUGAACUUCCCUUCCACUCAUUACGAAAUGUCACGCGAUACAGCCCCUUUUAUCCCGCCUGAACGAUACCCAAGUCCCCCAAAGAACAUGUGGUAUGAAGUACCAAAAGAGAAGCCAGCCCCACGAUCAAAGCCAGCUCCAGAGAUCUUUCCGUGGGAACGCAACCGACCUCGCCCAACCAGAUCAUUCCUUGGGGAACCAGAACUAUCCGCGCCUGAACCAGAGCCCACACCUGCAGAGUCCGGCUCAGAUCCCAGCACUGUGUCUACAACACAGCUUUCGGUGACAACUGAAGGUCUUACAGAGUCUUCUGAGGUGACAGCAUCAGGAUCUGGGGCGAAGAACGAGUCGAAUGCAUCUACUCCUAUAGUGCAGAUUACCCCAUCAGACCCUUGGACGUCAUACACACGCACAAACGCCUGGGAUGAGGUGCCUGAGAUCGAGCGGUACGUUGAUCGCCUGCAUGGUGGUCAUCGACGUGGUAAGAGUUCGACCUCUACGAUAGGGCGUGUGAAGAGCCCAUCAACUGGCGCAUGGAGGGACGAUCGCAGCACCUUUAAGAACCGCGGCCUGAAACUCACCGAUUUCCCGAGCGCUACAGAACGCCCCAGCUUGCCGGUCACACCGGCCCCAAUUCAUCGGCACUCGUUCUGGGCGGAAGACGACGGGGAACAUGAGGACGAAGCAGCAAAGAAACUUCCUGAGGCUGAAGGCGUGCCUACGCAGUCUGACUGGGAUCCGCUAGCACAGCUCCAGAAGCUUGCUAAGCAGCAAUCGGAUGCGUUGUUAAAGAAGCUCGGUGGCGAAGGAGACGAGGGUCGAGAAGGAGGAGUGAGUCGAGAGAUUCCAACACGUUCAUUACCCUUUGGUUCGGGUGAUGCCAAGUCACCUACUUAUGUCGCGCAGUCUGCUGCAGGUGUGCUCAGCCCACAGCCGGUAAAAGGCGAAAGGUCGGCAGGCAUCUUGCGUGACAUGAGCAGUGGCCGUCUCGAACCCGAAUCAACUUCGCAAUCGACUACGAUUCCCGAGCCGAGCUAUACCGGGCCUGGCGCUGCCUGGGAGAAGGAUGAAGAUAUACCGCAAUAUGAGACACCCGUGCCACCUAAGGAGGAGGAGCUAGAUGCUCUUAACGCAUAG
Messenger RNA from Fusarium proliferatum ET1, 2370 nucleotides. RefSeq lists its product as uncharacterized. Gene Ontology annotation, molecular function: glycosyltransferase activity. The coding region runs from base 1 to 2370 and encodes 789 amino acids. Gene Ontology annotation, cellular component: cytoplasm. NCBI's taxonomy places the organism in Eukaryota, Fungi, Ascomycota, Sordariomycetes, Hypocreales, Nectriaceae. The transcript is spliced from 7 exons. The record is from RefSeq and is a predicted model, not a curated record.